AUGGAGAGCCCCGGUUGGGGCCCCUGUCUUCCCCGCCCCCGUUGUGGGUCAACCCCCAGGACCACCCGCCCGACCUUUUGGAGCGGUGCGGGCCAGCUAGCGGUGCACGCGCUGCUGGUCCAGCUCCCGGUCAUGGUGUUCGACCGGAUGGCGUACAACGACCUGGGUUGGCCCCUCUGCCUCUUGCUGCUCGGGCUGCACGGGGCCUGCCUCGGCCCGGGCGCCUGGAGGCGGAGGCUGGGCAUGGGCGGCUGCUACGUGCUGCACGGUCUUCGCAUGGCGGUCGACGCCGUCUGUAGCCUCGGCGGGAUGACUGGCUGGACGUUCAUCUUCGAGGAGGACUUGGCCAGGUACCAGUACGCUCGGGAGAGCUGGGUCGUUUUCCACCAGCAGCCUCCUGAGAAGUGGUGGGCCAAGCGGCAGUGGGACAGCUUCCAGCAGGGAAUGUCCACAAUCUGCGGGCUUGCGGUGCCCAUGCUGCUCAGCGCGUGGAACCCGACCGAGCAUCUGCACCCCCUUGAGCUGCUCGGCUGGGGGCUCUGGAUCUCGUUCUGGGCGCUCGAGAACCUGGCGGACCGCCAGAAGCGCCUCUUCCUGCUGGAGUGCCGGAGGCUGGACGCCGUGUCCGUGACCGAGGCGGAGCGCGAGGAGCUCCGGGCCGCCACGCUGGGCAUGUCGCCCUGGGACGGGUCGGAGUUCUGGCUCUGGACCCGGUGCCGGCACCCCAACUACUUUGGCGAGUGGAUGUGCUGGGUCAGUCUGUCCCUCGCCGCGGUGCCGUCCCUGGUCGCUCUCGCCAGUCGGGGGUGCGCCAGCUGGAGGGUCUGCGCACUGGCGCUCCUGCUGCUGCACACGCCGCGGAUGUUUUACGACUGCCUGGUGCACUGGACGGGGGCGGCCGCGGCGGAGCACUUCUCCGUGCGGAAGCGGCCCGCCUACCGCGAGUACCAGCGCACCGUGCGGUGCUUCUUCCCCGUGGAGGUCCCCUUCGUCGACCACCACCGCCAGGCUGGCUGGCCGCGUCCUGCCGCGAGCGACAAGGAUCUCCGGGCGGGCUUAAGCGCCAAAAAAGCGGAGCUCCGCUCUGGGGCCGCUCGGUCCUUUCCUGCGGCCGCCGGGCGGUUGCUCUCCGAGCCGGAGGCUUUCCCCGCCGGCCACGCGGAUCAUGCCGACUUCGGCGGUCGCACCUAUAGAGGGAGCGAGAAGGAGAAGAGCCACGGGCAUAUUGUGCGAUUCCCAGACAGGGCCGCCGCGGGCCCCGGGCCGCCCCCCGUCGCCGCCGCGGCCGGCGGGCCCAGGCUGCACGGGCCCUCCACGCGGGGCGGCCGCGGCGGCCGCGGCGGGGCGCCGAGCGGCCCGGCGGCGGGCGCGCGCCGAGGCGACCCCUUCCCGCCCCCCUUUGGGUUGCGGGCAGACACUUACUUCUCCGGCAAGAUGCUCGCAAGGCUCGCGAGGCUCGUGGUAAUCGCGGACGAGCUGGGCGAGGCCAAGGAGUCGUACUUCUCCGACAUGGUGAAGCGCCUCACUGAGAGGAUAGAGGUCUGGCUCCGCGAGGACGCGGAGGCGCCCUUCGUCUACGACGCCGCCUGGGGCGGCCUCGUCUCGUGUGGGUGCCUCUACGACGACUGCGAGGGCGAGUGCGGGCCGCGCUGCGCCAACGCGGGGGAGCCGGCGAGCAGCUGCCCUGCGCUGGAGGCGCGAGCUCCGCGGGUGCCGCUGCAGCGGGGCGACACCACCAAUCAGGCGCCUGGCAUGAAUUUCGGGAAUGGCUAUUACAAUGACCACCACUUCCACUACGGGUACUUCGUGUAUAGCGCUGCCGUUGCGGCCAAGUACGCUCCGAAGUGGGAGGAGGAGUGGCGCGAGCAGAUCUUGGCCCUGGUCAGGGACUACGCGAACCCCUCGGCCGAGGACCCGCACUUCCCGGUGGCGCGCCAUAAGGACUGGUUCUUGGGCAUCUCCUGGGCAGGGGGCAUCCCGCAGGCUUAUGAGAACGGGCGGAACCAGGAAAGCACUUCGGAGGCCAUCCACAGCUACUACGCCUGCGUGCGCUGGUCGCACUAUUGCGGGCGAGGCUUCUUCAACGGCAGACGACGGCAGCGUGCCGCAGGGCUCACGGAGUGCAUCGCGUUCCAGUUCUUCGGCUCCGUCCCGUGGCGCUGGGCUUUCUUUGUUCUGCCUGCGUCUGACGUACCUCGUUUUCGGAAGAGCAUCGCUGCGCGAUGGCGAACAUCUUGGAAGCUCCUCUCCCCCGUCCUUCCCCACCUCGCCCUUCA
Molecule: messenger RNA, 2276 nt
Organism: Prorocentrum cordatum
Lineage: Eukaryota; Dinophyceae; Prorocentrales; Prorocentraceae
Source: the annotation of a GenBank genome assembly